Messenger RNA from Galeopterus variegatus (Sunda flying lemur), 3015 nucleotides. RefSeq names its product regulatory associated protein of MTOR, complex 1 (gene RPTOR). Gene Ontology annotation, biological process: regulation of autophagy; positive regulation of cell growth; cellular response to amino acid stimulus. Gene Ontology annotation, molecular function: protein binding; protein-macromolecule adaptor activity. The record is from RefSeq and is a predicted model, not a curated record. The transcript is spliced from 23 exons. NCBI's taxonomy places the organism in Eukaryota, Metazoa, Chordata, Mammalia, Dermoptera, Cynocephalidae. Bases 1 to 2616 code for a protein of 871 amino acids. Gene Ontology annotation, cellular component: cytoplasm; TORC1 complex.
AUGGAAUCCUCGCUGGCCACAUCCAGUUCUGCCACAGGCCCUGUUACCUUCUCCCACGUCUUUGGUCAACAGUGCCAACUUAUGGAAGCAGCGCAGAAGCAGAAGAAACCCGGUCAGUCGUGCCAGGCUGACCUCGUGAAGGACAACGGCCACAAGUACUUCCUGUCGGUCUUGGCAGACCCUUAUAUGCCUGCUGAACACAGGACCAUGACGGCUUUCAUUCUCGCGGUGAUUGUCAACAACUACAACACAGGGCAGGAAGCCUGUCUCCAGGGGAACUUGAUCGCCAUCUGCCUAGAGCAGCUCAGCGACCCCCAUCCCCUGCUGCGCCAGUGGGUGGCCAUCUGCCUGGGAAGGAUCUGGCAGAAUUUUGACUCGGCGAGGUGGUGUGGCGUGAGGGACAGCGCUCACGAGAAGCUCUACAGCCUCCUCUCUGACUCCAUCCCGGAGGUGCGCUGUGCGGCGGUCUUUGCCCUCGGCACAUUUGUGGGCAACUCCGCGGAAAGGACAGACCACUCCACCACCAUCGACCACAAUGUGGCCAUGAUGCUGGCCCAGCUGAUCAACGAUGGGAGCCCCAUGGUCCGCAAGGAGCUGGUGGUGGCUCUGAGUCACCUCGUCGUUCAGUAUGAGAGCAACUUCUGCACCGUGGCCUUGCAGUUCAUGGAAGAGGAGAAGAACUACCCCUUGCCGUCUCCAGCCGCCACAGAGGGAGGGAGCUUGACCCCAGUACGAGACAGCCCGUGCACCCCCAGACUUCGCUCUGUGAGUUCCUACGGAAACAUCCGAGCUGUCACCACAGCAAGGAGCCUGAACAAAUCUUUGCAGAACCUGAGCUUGACGGAAGAAUCCAGCAGCUCAGUGGCAUUCUCCCCCGGGAACCUCAGCACCAGCAGCAGUGCCAGCAGCACCCUGGGCAGCCCCGAGAAUGAGGAGUACAUCCUGUCCUUCGAGACCAUUGACAAGAUGCGCCGCGUCAGCUCCUACUCCUCCCUCAACUCUCUCAUAGGAGUUUCUUUUAAUAGUGUUUACACUCAAAUUUGGAGAGUCUUAUUGCAUCUGGCUGCCGACCCCUACCCAGAUGUUUCUGACCUGGCCAUGAAAGUGCUCAACAGUGUGGCCUACAAGGCUACGGUGAACACCCGGCCACAGCGCAUCCUGGACACGUCCUCUCUCACGCAGUCGGCCCCCGCCAGCCCGACCAACAAGGGCAUGCACAUCCACCAGGUGGGAGGCUCCCCGCCAACAUCCAGCACCAGCAGCUCCAGCCUGACUAACGACGUGGCCAAGCAGGCAGGCAGUCGCGACUUGCCCUCGGGCCGGCCAGGUGCCGCGGGCCCCGUGGGGACACAGUACACUCCCCACUCCCACCAGUUCCCCCGGACGCGAAAGAUGUUUGACAAGGGCCCAGAUCAGACUGCAGACGAUGCGGACGAAGCUGCUGGACACAAAAGCUUCAUCUCGGCCACCAUGCAGACGGGAUUCUGCGACUGGAGCGCCCGGUAUUUCGCACAGCCCGUCAUGAAGAUCCCAGAAGAGCAUGACUCGGAGAGUCAGAUCCGCAAGGAGCGGGAAUGGCGGUUCCUGCGGAACGCCCGCGUCAGAAGGCAGGCACAGCAGGUCAUUCAGAAGGGCAUUACGAGACUGGAUGACCAGAUAUUUCUGAACAGGAACCCUGGCGUGCCCUCCGUGGUCAAAUUUCAUCCCUUCACACCGUGUAUAGCCGUGGCGGAUAAGGACAGUAUCUGUUUUUGGGACUGGGAGAAAGGAGAGAAGCUGGAUUAUUUCCAUAACGGAAACCCGCGGUACACCAGGGUCACUGCCAUGGAAUAUCUGAACGGCCAGGACUGCUCACUGCUGCUGACGGCCACAGAUGAUGGUGCCAUCAGGGUCUGGAAGAAUUUUGCUGAUUUGGAGAAGAACCCAGAAAUGGUGACUGCUUGGCAGGGGCUCUCGGACAUGCUGCCAACCACACGAGGAGCCGGGAUGGUGGUGGACUGGGAGCAAGAGACUGGCCUCCUCAUGAGCUCAGGGGACGUGCGCAUCGUCCGGAUCUGGGAUACGGACCGCGAGAUGAAGGUGCAGGAUAUCCCCACGGGUGCAGACAGCUGCGUGACCAGCCUGUCCUGCGACUCCCACCGCUCGCUCAUCGUGGCUGGCCUCGGCGAUGGCUCCAUCCGUGUCUACGACAGGAGAAUGGCGCUCAGUGAAUGCCGCGUCAUGACCUACCGGGAGCACACGGCCUGGGUGGUGAAGGCCUACCUCCAGAAGCACCCCGAGGGCCGCAUCAUGAGCGUCAGCGUCAAUGGAGACGUGCGUAUCUUCGAUCCACGGAUGCCUGAGUCUGUGAACGUCCUUCAGAUCGUGAAGGGGCUGACCGCCCUGGACAUCCAUCCCCAGGCCAACCUGAUUGCAUGCGGCUCCAUGAACCAGUUCACGGCCGUCUACAGCGGCAGCGGGGAGCUCAUCAGCAACAUCAAGUACUACGACGGCUUCAUGGGCCAGCGCGUGGGCGCCAUCAGCUGCCUGGCCUUCCACCCGCACUGGCCUCACCUGGCGGUGGGAAGCAACGACUACUACAUCUCCGUGUACUCGGUGGAGAAGCGCGUCAGAUAGCAGGCGGCUCCCUGGCCCGUGCCCGGUGGACACGGCGGGCCUGCCGCUGGCUCGGGCACGCGGCGUCUGCUGCUGCUCCGCGACUUGAAGACCUGAACGCUGGCUCCGACUUAGCUACUGACACUGGAGGAGGGGCAGGCGUCGCUUCCUCUGCUCUGUCUUCGCUGUCACAUGUCCAGAAAGUCCAGGGAAGGGCAGGGCUCGGGUGUGACGUCAGAUGCCCACUGAGAAUCAGCGUCCCGCACCAAGGACUCAGUCCCAGUGCAUCGCGGUCCCUCUCCUGUUCUGUUUUCUUCCAAGAUUUCUAAGGAGGAAACACACCAUUUUAUUUUCCAUGUGAUCAGAGCACUAGCUACAGAAAAGCUCCAGAACGGAGCCCUGGCGGAGCAGCUGCACGCU